Molecule: messenger RNA, 2251 nt
Organism: Athene cunicularia (burrowing owl)
Lineage: Eukaryota; Metazoa; Chordata; Aves; Strigiformes; Strigidae
Gene: KCTD20
Product: potassium channel tetramerization domain containing 20
Exons: 8
Coding region: 729-2093 (454 amino acids)
Biological process (GO): positive regulation of phosphorylation
Cellular component (GO): cytoplasm
Molecular function (GO): protein binding
Source: RefSeq, a predicted model, not a curated record
CUGAACUGCUCAUUAAGGCCUUCAUCCUCAGCAGGUCCUGACCAGCAAAUUUGCCAACUCUUAUUUGGCAUUUUGUUGUUUUAUUAGUGCUGUAUUUUAUCUGGUUCGUAUCUAGCCGUGUCCGUGUUCUGCCAUGCUUUAUAGAUGGCAUCCAUGGGCCCUGGAUCUUAAUUCAGCCAAGAAAAAGACACAGGACAAUUGUUCUGCAGGGGGGAAAUUGGGAAAAUUCAUUAAUGAGGAAAUUGGUGGUUUAUGUUUGAGAGAGUGAAAGGCAAACUCUUCAAGCCAAGAAAGGAGAGCUGUUUCUUGUCCAAGGCAAUAGCAGGACAAACUACAUGCCAAAGAGAGAGUGAGGGAAAGAGGCAGCCAAAGAGAGCUGUUAGGAGAUACAGAGGGGCGAAGUGGGACUUAAAGAUAGGAACGGGGAAGAAAAAUUUCACUUAAGGGUGAAAUCUCCAAACAGAAAUAAUGGAAGAUGUCUCUGUGUGUAUGCUGUAAGAACAUUUGAGAUUUGAAUGGCCAGUGGAUGCGAGGCUGCUGCAGUCAUGGCCAUGCUGUGUGAGAGGAGUAUUUCUUGUAGGACUGUAAGAGUGGGGUGAGCACUGUAUGACAGGAGGGGGCUAAAUCAAGAAAGAGGAAAAGAAAAAAAGCAAUGACUGGGAAUAGGGAACCUCCUAGUCAAACCUCAGAGUGGUUAAGAGGCAGUGCCUGAGGUGUUAACUGGGAAGAUGUAUAUUGGGCUGUUGCCAGGUUACAGACCUCAUCUUGCCAGUGCUGGAAUCGAGAACUCUUCCCUUAGGAAACGCAGCCACCUCCUCGCAUCACGGAGGCCCAGCAUGAAUGUUAACUGUGCUGGUGGGACAGACUGGUCAAGAAGUCUGGAGUCCAGUUGCUCUGUGGAAAACAUAACUGUAGCAGUCCAUGAGUCAGAAGAAAGUAAUGUGGUGCUAGGAGGUCACAACCCUGCUGCAGUUCCCAGGACUGAGAGUUUAGAUUCUGAUUGUCGACACACUGCUUAUCCAGUAAGUCCCCAGAUCAGUAGCAUGUUGUCUGCUCCUGAAGACACGCACAGUUGUCAUUUCCAAGAAGGAAAUAAGAGACAGUCAGAAUAUUUUAAUACCCCGGAACGCCAUGGAUGCUGCGCUUUGUCUUCAAGCAACAAUUCACAAACAGUUUCUGCAGAGAAAGUGACACUUGUGGUAGAUGGCACUCGCUUUGCAGUGAAUCCACAGAUUUUCACUGCUCACCCUGAUACUAUGCUGGGAAGAAUGUUUGGACCAGGAAGAGAAUAUAAUUUCACCAGGCCAAAUGAAAAAGGAGAAUAUGAAAUCGCAGAAGGAAUUAGCUCAGCUGUAUUCCGGACUGUGCUGGAUUAUUACAAAACCGGAAUCAUUAACUGUCCUGAUGGGAUUUCCAUCCCAGACCUUCGAGACACAUGUGAUUAUCUCUGCAUAAACUUUGAUUUCAACACAAUCAAAUGUCAAGAUUUAAGUGCUCUGUUACACGAGCUCUCCAAUGAUGGUGCUCACAAGCAGUUUGAUAGCUACCUGGAGGAGCUGAUUCUGCCUAUAAUGGUGGAUAGUGCAAGGAAAGGGGAACGUGAAUGCCAUAUUGUCGUGCUGACAGACGAAGACACCGUGGACUGGGAUGAAGAUCAUCCACCUCCGAUGGGAGAGGAGUACUCACAAAUUCUUUACAGUUCCAAGCUGUACAGAUUCUUCAAGUACAUUGAGAACCGUGAUGUUGCGAAAGCUGUAUUAAAGGAACGGGGCCUGAAAAAUAUUCGCAUUGGCAUUGAAGGAUAUCCCACCUGUAAAGAGAAGGUGAAGAGGAGGCCUGGUGGCCGGUCAGAAGUGAUCUACAACUACGUCCAACGGCCGUUCAUCCAGAUGUCGUGGGAAAAGGAAGAGGGCAAAAGCCGUCACGUUGAUUUCCAGUGUGUUCGGAGCAAAUCUCUAACAAACCUAGUCACUGUGGGGGAUGACGUUUCAGAGGACCAUGAGGUUAUAAUGCAUCACCCUCCACAAGUAGAUGAACUUGACAGGCUAAACUCACCGUUCUCCCAAAUGGCUGUUAACGAUCUACCAGAUUAGUCCUGGCUCAGGGUGGAUAGUCCUGCUUGGUGUGGGAAUGUCUCAGCAUAGUUUCAUCCCAGGUGAUGGAACACAGACUCCUGCAAGGUGCUUUAUCCUCGUUGAUGCUCUUACUACAUUGUCAUAUUUCAAGCAUGUUAAUAAAGAGCCACACUCCA